This is a messenger RNA of Eublepharis macularius, 4390 nucleotides long. It is a transcript of the gene SATB1, whose product is annotated as SATB homeobox 1. The record is from RefSeq and is a predicted model, not a curated record. Gene Ontology annotation, molecular function: DNA-binding transcription factor activity, RNA polymerase II-specific; RNA polymerase II cis-regulatory region sequence-specific DNA binding. Lineage: Eukaryota; Metazoa; Chordata; Lepidosauria; Squamata; Eublepharidae. The transcript has 12 exons. Gene Ontology annotation, biological process: regulation of transcription by RNA polymerase II; chromatin remodeling. The coding region runs from base 837 to 3203 and encodes 788 amino acids.
UUCCUUUUUUAUUUUUUUUUACUUUUGGUGGUGACUGCGUUUCCUUCCGCUCCCCCUCCCUUUCCCAAACGCAAUCUCUCCGGCUAAAUGAGGAAGGAGAGGUCCUCUGCGUUAUUAUUAUUAUUAUUUUUAAAUAAGAAGCAAGGGCAGUAGGGAAACUGGAUUUUUAGUGCCUUUACUUGCAACUUCUUAAUAUCCUUUUAUGUUUCUGUUCUUAGGUUUCUUUUUCUGUGACAUCUUUGAGGCUUUAUGCAGAAAGUUUUAGGAUUAGUUUUGGGGGGGAGGAAGGCAGGUCCUCAGUUGUAUUUUGUGUGUGUGUGCGCGCGGUGUCUUGUUAGAAAUAACAAAGAGGCAAAUGCAGUAGUUUUUUCUGUUUUUAAAACAUUAGACAGAAAAGCUACUUUGCCCCCCCCCCUUAUCUACACUUUUAAAAAAAUAAAUGCUGAGCUGGGCUGGAUAGCUUUUUUCCAUUUUAUUCCCUUUUUUAAAAAAGGAAAAGACACUUUAUUCCCAGCAUUACACUUGUGUGAUGAAAUUUUGAACAUUCCUAAUUCCCUAUUAUUAGAAACCUAACAUUCUGCAAUUCUGACUAAUACCUUUUUCUUUCCCUUGUUGCCUCUCCCCAUGGCCAAUACCCUUUCCCCUCAUAGGAAAAAUAGAAUUUUGGGAAAGAGGUAUCCUUGCAUUUCCUUAAUUUUUUUUAAAAGGACUUAGACAACAUCAGUCUUGAGCUGUUUCUUCUUCAAGAGAUCGGGCUGCAAAGGAAAACUCCUUUGUUUCUCUUAUUUAUAUGCUGUCAAGUUUUGAAGUGGUGAUCUUUAGAGGCGGGACUGAGUAUGGAUCAUUUGAACGAGACAACUCAGGGGAAAGAACAUUCAGAAAUGUCUAACAAUGUAAGCGAUCCGAAGGGUCCACCAGCCAAAAUUUCCCGCUUGGAGCAGAAUGGGAGCCCAUUAGGAAGAGGAAGACUUGGAAGUACGGGAGCUAAAAUGCAAGGAGUGCCUUUAAAACACUCUGGACAUCUGAUGAAAACACAUGCUAGAAAAGGAACCAUGCUUCCAGUUUUUUGUGUAGUGGAACAUUAUGAAAACUCCAUUGAGUACGAUUGUAAGGAGGAGCAUGCAGAAUUUGUUUUGGUAAGAAAGGAUAUGCUGUUCAACCAGCUGAUUGAAAUGGCAUUGCUAUCCCUUGGAUAUUCUCAUAGCUCUGCUGCCCAAGCAAAAGGACUAAUUCAAGUUGGGAAAUGGAAUCCAGUUCCUCUCUCCUAUGUGACAGAUGCCCCUGAUGCUACAGUAGCUGAUAUGCUGCAAGAUGUAUAUCAUGUGGUCACACUGAAAAUCCAAUUGCACAGUUGCCCUAAACUAGAAGACUUGCCUCCUGAACAGUGGUCUCACACAACGGUACGAAAUGCUCUGAAGGACUUACUGAAGGAUAUGAACCAGAGUUCAUUGGCCAAGGAAUGUCCCCUUUCGCAGAGUAUGAUUUCUUCCAUUGUGAACAGCACUUACUAUGCAAAUGUCUCAGCAGCAAAAUGUCAGGAAUUUGGGAGGUGGUAUAAACAUUUCAAGAAGGCGAAAGAUAUGAUGGCUGAAAUGGAUAGCCUUUCAGAGCUAUCUCAACAAGGUGCCAACCACGUCAACUUUGGUCACCAGCCAGUCCCAGGGAACACAGCUGAACAGCCUCCAUCCCCUGUUCAGCUUUCUCAUAGCAGUCAACCAUCUGUUCGGACCCCACUUCCAAACCUGCACCCUGGACUUGUAUCUACUCCCAUCAGUCCUCAGUUGGUGAAUCAACAGCUGGUCAUGGCCCAGUUACUGAACCAGCAGUAUGCAGUGAAUAGACUUCUAGCCCAACAGUCCUUAAAUCAACAGUACUUGAACCAUCCUCCUCCUGUCAGCAGAUCUAUGAACAAGCCGCUGGAGCAGCAGGUCUCAACCAACACAGAGGUGUCUUCCGAAAUCUACCAGUGGGUGCGUGAUGAAUUGAAACGAGCAGGAAUCUCGCAGGCAGUUUUUGCACGUGUGGCAUUUAACAGAACUCAGGGCUUGCUCUCAGAAAUCCUGCGAAAGGAAGAGGACCCCAAGACCGCUUCACAGUCCUUACUGGUAAACCUUCGGGCUAUGCAGAAUUUCUUGCAGCUGCCAGAAGCAGAAAGAGACCGAAUAUACCAAGAUGAAAGGGAAAGGAGUCUGAAUGCAGCUUCUGCUAUGGGCCCCACACCUCUUAUAAGCACACCGCCCAGCCGACCUCCACAAGUAAAACCAGCUGCUAUUGCAACAGAAAGGAAUGGAAAACCAGAAAACAAUACUAUGAACAUUAAUGCUUCCAUUUAUGAUGAGAUUCAGCAGGAAAUGAAGAGAGCUAAAGUGUCUCAAGCAUUAUUUGCAAAAGUUGCAGCUACUAAAAGCCAGGGAUGGCUCUGUGAACUCUUACGUUGGAAAGAAGAUCCUUCACCUGAGAACAGAACCCUGUGGGAAAAUCUGUCAAUGAUCCGGAGGUUCCUCAGUCUUCCUCAGCCUGAACGAGAUGCCAUUUACGAACAAGAAAGCAAUGCAGUUCAUCACCAUGGCGACCGGCCUUCCCACAUUAUCCACGUUCCAGCAGAACAGAUUCAGAGCCCCUCUCCCACCACCCUUGGGAAAGGAGAGCAUAGAGGCGCUUUCUUACCUGGCCUGCUGACCACUGGACCUUGGCUGGGUGCUGCUCCCCAGCAGCAGCAGCAACAGCAGCAGCAACAACAGCAGCAGCAGCAGCAGCCACCACCACCACCAGGUCCUAGAUUACCCCCAAGGCAGCCAACAGUAGCAUCACCAGCUGAAUCAGAGGAGGAAAAUCGUCAGAAGACCCGUCCACGAACAAAAAUUUCUGUAGAAGCCCUGGGCAUUCUACAGAGUUUUAUACAAGAUGUAGGCCUAUAUCCAGAUGAAGAAGCAAUCCAGACUCUUUCCGCUCAACUUGACCUACCCAAGUAUACUAUUAUCAAGUUUUUUCAGAACCAGCGAUAUUAUGUUAAGCACCAUGGAAAGCUGAAAGACAACUCAGGCUUGGAGGUAGAUGUUGCAGAAUAUAAAGAAGAAGAGCUGCUUCAGGAUUUGGAAGAGAGUGUCCAAGACAAAAAUACGAACACAAUUUUUUCAGUUAAAUUAGAAGAAGAGUUAUCAGUAGAAGGGAACACUGACAUUAAUACUGAAUUGAAAGACUGAUCAAAAAAGUAUUCAACAGUGUCACUGCUAUUUCCUAAUGAAAUGAAAAUUCCAUCCUGUGUUCUGUCGGCAACCUCCUUAUUCAUUGUUUGGCCAAUGAAUCUUCCAAAACUUGCACAAAAGUUGAGAAAAUUAAAGGAUAAUGCAGACUGCACUAGAUAUUUUACAAACUGCUUCAGAGCUACUGAUGAAGCAUUGAGGAUUGUUUCAUUGUUAAUUUGUGUUCACGGGGUACACUGAGAUGUAUCCCAAAAGCAUGAGAUCAGUGGAUUUUUUUUUUAAAUUCUAGAGCUUUCAGACAAGCAUUACUUUUGAGAUUUAUUGUUUUUGUUUUAGGUUUCUUUUCUCAGUUUUUACUGUAACACUCCACACUUGAUAUUUGAAAGCUCACAUUUAUUUAAAUAAAAGAAAAAGAAGAGUUUGUUACUCUUGCUCUAUUGUAUGUUACAAAAGAACUAUAGACUGUGGGAUGCAGUUUAAAGUUAACAUAUGCCAACAAAUGCCUUGUAUUAUAUGGCACUGCCGUAACUCAGAUUUGUUUUCUUUUCAGAAAAAAAGAGGUCACUGUAUCUUUUUCAUUAUCAUUCUCAUUGUUACAUGAUUUUUUGAAAACAAAAUGUGAAACACGGUUUAUCCCAUUAUUUAUUUGUAGAUCCUACAGCAUCAUGUUGUAAUUAAUUUUUAGAAGUUUCCGUUAAAUGUAAUAUUGCUUCUAUUGUUACCAUAUUGAUUUUUUUUCUAUUUAUAAAUGUAUUUUGAUGGGCAGUAAAACAAAGUGUCUUAAAAGUUUUAAAUAGAGAAAAUGUGCUUUACACAGUUGCCUAUAAAAAGUGCUCUAUGUUAUCCAAGCAAUUCAUACUAUAAGCUUCACUCUUAUUGUUGUAUGCAAUUUUUACUAUCAUGCAAAUAAGCUUAGGUAAAUAAAACUAAUAGAUCACCUUAGAAACUUAUGCAAUUAAUGUGAAAAUAAUUGAUGUUUGCAAUGUGUCUUCCUUUGGUUUACAAUCAAUUUUAAAGCUACAGCUGUAUAAAUUUUCUGUAUAAAGGUGUAUUUCUUUUUUAUGAGUUUAUUGCUAUGAAAACACCAGUUAUUUUGUUACAGCUGGCUGUUUUUAUAAGUGUAUCACAAUUUUCUUUAUGCAGAAAUGUUCUGACUAGGAGUGGUUAUUGACUGUAACUACACAAUU